Molecule: messenger RNA, 1218 nt
Organism: Colletotrichum orchidophilum
Lineage: Eukaryota; Fungi; Ascomycota; Sordariomycetes; Glomerellales; Glomerellaceae
Exons: 1
Coding region: 1-1218 (405 amino acids)
Source: RefSeq, a predicted model, not a curated record
AUGGCGGCCGAAGUCCCAAAUUCGCUGAACUGGGUCUCCUUCGUCACGGGCAUCCUCUCCUUCGCCCUCACAACUCUCAAUUUGAUAGCCCUUUACGGUAGUUUCGUCGCCACAAUUAAAUCGGCUCCCAACGAGAUACGAGAUUCGCUAGGAAACCUUAGACAACAAUUGUGCGAAGAGCGACAGGCCCUACGACACCAGUCGAGAGAAAUCCGCACAAAGACGAAGCUGCACCAACGCAUCCACAACCUGAGCGACAGGCACGGCAGCCACGAAGCCCGCACGGCACUCUCGUACGCAGAGCAGACGCUGCCGCUCCACUACCUCACGCUUUGCGACCUCUGGCGCACUUUCAAAGAGCUCGAGCGGCCGUUCCUCAUUGCGAGCGGGUACCGCGCCGAGGCCAUUCACAAUGGGGCGUCAUGGGGCGAGGCGGAUCUCGAUGAGAAAGUCCGGGCUGAUUUCGAGAAGCACGGAGAACAGGGUAGUUUUGCGGACUGGAGUGCGAUUUACAAAUGCGACUUUGCGCACCGAUUUAUCUGGUGGCAGAUCAAGGAUGACGUGAAGAAGCUGGGGGACGAGGUCAUGCGAAUCAUGGCUCGGCGGACGGAGAGGGAGGUGACUUAUACACGGAUGAUGGUCAAACAGAUCUUCCAGGGCGAUGGACCCUCACAAAUCGUUGACGUCCGGCCACCACGACGGCCUCCCGGCGGAGGUGGCGGUGGAGGGGCCAGGAGGCGUAUGAGCCUGGGGCCUGGACCUGUCAGGCGGAGUCCGAUCCCAAUGAAACGAAGUCCGGCUCCAGUCAGGAGGAGUCCCGUCACCGUCAGGAAGCCACACUACGAUCGAUACAAGAAACACGGCGAGAGGAGCCCUAGUUCUUCUUCCUCCACCACGAGCAGCGAUAGGGACAACGAGACAACGAGACGAGGUAUGGACGUGUCGAGGCGCAGAAGUCCGGUAACUAGCGAGCAUAGACACAGUCACCCAAAGAGCGAUGCCGCUACCGUUGGGAAGCGUGAGCAUCGUCCUGACCAUCAGCCACAGACGGGCAGCAAUCGAUGGGAGCAGUUCCGCGGCAGACCUACUCGGCAGUAUGACAUCAGGGAGUACUUUGAGAGUGGGGGCCGAGAUCAUUCGAGGAUCAUUGAGGUUAUUCCUGGGAGCGAGAUUGACUACUUCUCCCCUCGAUCGCGGCACAAGGACGACGCAAAGUAG